Messenger RNA from Scedosporium apiospermum, 2115 nucleotides. RefSeq lists its product as uncharacterized. The record is from RefSeq and is a predicted model, not a curated record. The transcript is spliced from 4 exons. Gene Ontology annotation, cellular component: cytoplasm. The coding region runs from base 1 to 2115 and encodes 704 amino acids. Lineage: Eukaryota; Fungi; Ascomycota; Sordariomycetes; Microascales; Microascaceae.
AUGCCACGACCUCCCCUCACUUCCCAUUCGGCGCCGGGGAGCAUUAGAAACAGCGUGUCGAGCAUGAGUGGACUGGGAUACAACUACCCACCUUUGAAUAGGAAACCAAGUGUGCCGCUGUCCCAGUAUGCCCCUCGGAUUUCUAAUAUUAGCGAGAAUGCCUGGGUCUACCAAAAAGUGAUAUUACUCCACGGCACAAUUGGCGAUCCGGCGAUGCAGGCCAUUGACGGCACCGUCAGCGUUACCCGACUGGACGAUUCGUUCCCCCAAGUCAACUGGCCAGUAUGCAGCUCCCACUUCAAGGCCCUCGUCUACCUCCAACCCGGCGCCAACCGGAUACGCCUCGAGUUCACGAACCCCAAGCUUCGAUCCUCCGCCCCCGUACACGUCUCCUGCCUCACAUUGCACAUGCUGCCUCCCACGAGCUCUCCGCCGUUACAGCUUGCCAUCCUCGUGGCCAAAGACUCACCCGAAACGUUCGAUGCGAUGCCGGCGCGAAUCGAGAGAGAAGGGAACGAUCUGGAUCUCGCGGUGCGGAAAUUUCGAAUGGCGGCAUAUUUGUGGCAAGCUUUUACAGCGGAACAAAUGUUUAGGAAUAGAUUGGGAAGGCGGGCGUUCCGGUUCGAAGAGGAGUGGACGCUGGGGAGCUCGACCUACCGCGACGCCGAUCUCUGCACGAUGCGGUCGGAGGCGAAGGUGCAUAUUAUCCGAACAGACAAGACGGUCGAGGAGAUCCGGGACCUCGACAAGGCCCAGCAAUACAAUAAGGCAACGAAGAAGAACGCCCUGUUCGACAUUGCCGCCGAAGCCGUCAAAAAUUAUUUCAAGCCGCUACCGGGCCAGAAACAGUACGUCAGCGUAUUAAUCCUCGACGCGCAUUGGGACACGGAAGCCAAGACCAUCCGGGGUCACGCGGCGCUCGGCGGUUCGGCGGGGGCCAAUCUGCAACUUGCCGUAUUCGGCUCACACUGUCUCCAGAGCUACCCCGCCAGUUUCGAGGAGGUGGUGCCGGCGUUUACGGACUGCACUCCGACGGAUACCAAUCACGUCGCCAACGACUGCAACCAGGCGGGGAGUUCGUGGGAGGCGGCGAACAUCGGCAUCGGCGCGCACCUCCACGAGGUGGGCCACCUUUUCGGCUGCCCGCACCAGGAGAGCGGGGUUAUGCUCCGGGAUUACGUUACGCUCAACAGGUCGUUCGUGGCUCGCGAGGCGUACUGCACGCGGACUCGGUCUAGGGGCGGCCCCGUGGCUAUGGAGGACGAGUGUAAAUGGCACCGGCUCGAUUGUCUCCGGUUCAGGAGCCAUCCGUGCUUCAGGCUGCCGAACGAUCCCGUGCUGCACCCGGAUAGCAGCGUCCAGACGUACCCUGUCGAUAAUAAUAGCGUGGCGAUCAUGGCCACCACGGGCAUUUCGUUCCUCGAAGUGUUCACCGAUGGCGACGACGUUUGCCGUACGUGGAUAGAGUACCCCGUCGAAAACGGCAUACCGCAGCGUCAGAUCGUCCUAAGCGAGCAAGACCUCCGGGCCCGCGUCCCGGAAGGGAAACGUGUUACUAAGCUUAAGGUGUGCGCCAAGUCGUACGGCGGGGGCAGCGUCGACAUCCCGGACUUCAAGGCAUUCUGCUCCAAGGAGUCGGCCGUCAAGCUCGGGAGUACGGGCCGGUUGGGCUUCCGCGGGCAGAAGGUGGGGUUGUCGAGGCUCAAGGGGAGCGUGCCGCAGGAGGUUGUGUUCAUGCCGAGGGAGUCGAAGGGGCAGAGUAGGGUUGUGUCGAAGAUUGUUGUGUUUCAUGGGAAGGCUGUGGAUGGGUUGGAAUUUAUUUUCGAUGAUGGGUCGGUGGAGAUGUUUGGGAAGAAGGGCGGGAAGCCCGGGGGUGAUAUUUUCGAAUUCGAUAUCCGGCGCGGGGAGUACCUGACCGGUUUCCAUGUGAGGUCCGGGGCGUGGUUAGAUGGAAUCCAGAUCCUGACGAGCGUGGGGAGGAAGUCGCCGAUUUUUGGCAACAGUCAGGGCGGAUCACCACAAACACUAAUACCCCCAAGCGGCUACAACGUCGCCGGUGUAUCCGGCACAUGCGGCUCGUGGGUUGACGGCUUCUCAUUGAUCGUCUCGAGGUAG